AUUUGUAUUUGCUCCUCCACUGGCCCCUAGUUUGCAUGAAGCUGCCAGCUGGGCCGUUCAGUGAACGCACCUCCCUCUUCCUGAGUGGCUUUUCCACUUGUUUUGUGCAGCAACACUGAAAGGGAGCGUCUGCUGGUUGAGUUUAAUCGGCCUCAGCCCAGUCCCCGGGUCAGGACCUUCAGUGCGCACAGGAGCAGGGGCUUCGCUUAGGAUUUAGACCACCUCCGCUGCAAAGAGCACAUUAGGAAGAAGCAAAGCAGCAGCAGCAGCGUUUCUCACGGACUGGUCUCCACAGCAGGGCGGGGGGUGGGUGUUUUUUUAAUUUUUUUAAGAGGGUUCCUCUCAUUCACACAUAAUCUUCCUCGGCAGCAUCCUGAGGAGGCUUUCUAGUUAUUUCCACAGUAAACCAGCAACAGGUUGAGCAGCAGCAGCAGCGUGAAUGCGAGUGAAGCCGAACAUGCCGAGCAAAAGCCAGUAUCUGCGCCCCCGGCUGUGCACGCUGGAGAAGGGGGACAACGGCUACGGCUUUCACCUCCACGGGGAGAAAGGUAAGACGGGCCAGUUCAUCCGGUUAGUGGAGCCCGACAGCCCGGCAGAGACCUCCGGGCUCCGUGCUGGCGACCGGCUGGUGUACGUGAACGGGGAGGACGUGGAGAACGAGAGCCACCAGCAGGUCGUGUCCCGGAUACGAGCCACCGUGGGCUGGCUGGAGCUCAUAGUGGUGGACCCGGACACGGAGCAGCUGCUGAAGAAGCACAACUUGAAGUGCCUGAAAGCUUUUGUCACCGACGGAGUCCCCCUACCCUUCGAGGAGGAAGAAGUGGAGGAGGUGGUAGUGGUGGAAAAGGAGGAGGAGAAGACUGAGGAGGACGAGGUAGUGGUGGAGGAGAAGCAGGCGGAUGGAGAAGUGAACGGGACAGAAAACGGAGAUGAGCCGCGAGAAGAAGAGGUGGUGGAGGAGGUGAAGCAGGAGGAGACACCUGAGGAAACGACACCUGAGGAGACGACACCAGAGGAGACACCUGAAGAGACGCCCAGAGAGUCCACGCCGAUCCCAGAGACUAACGGGCAAAUCCACGGACACGUGGAGAAGAAGCUGAGCAUCAGCUCUGAGAAGGAGCAAGAGGUGCGCGCUGAACUGCGGCCACGUCUCUGCGUGAUCCAGCGAGGCACCAGCGGAUAUGGCUUCAACCUGCACAGUGAGCGGGCGCGGCCGGGACAGUACAUCAGAGCUGUGGAUGAAGACUCUCCAGCAGAAAGGGCAGGCCUGCUGCCCAAAGACAGGAUCGUAGAGGUGAACAGUAUGUCGGUGGAGGGUAAGACGCAUUCAGAUGUUGUUGCUGCCAUUAAAGCCGGCGGGCACGAGACCCGGCUGCUGGUGGUGGACCCCGAAACAGACGCCUUCUUCAAGAGGUGCCGGGUCACCCCCACCUCUGAGCACCUGACUGGUCCGCUGCCAGAGCCCAUCGUUAACGGAGGGAUGGAGGAGAAGGUGAACGGCAGCGUGGCGAAAGAAGCGACGAGGGAUUCGAAGGUGUCCGUCAGCCCCUCCCCGUCCAACGCCUCGUCUAACGCCUCGCUCACAACCCCGCCCGCGAACACCCCGCCUGAGGGAGCAAUCACAGACACCAUCCCGGCUCUGAACCUGACGCUGCAGCAGGUCAAAGAGCUCGCCCACCAGAAACGCUCCAACAAGAGAGCCCCGCCCAUGGACUGGACCAAGAAAAACGAACUCUUCAGCAACCUAUAGGGCCUCACCUGAGACAGACACACACACACACACACACACAAAGCAAUCAGACAGAUUUUUUAAAAAUUAUUAUUAUUAUUAUUAUCUUAAAGAAAAGUUCCAGCCUUUGUGUAAAUUAUUCCUUUUAUUAUGCUCUUCAUGCUAUUAUAACCCAGAUAUUAUGCUAUAAAAUGUCCUACUACCAAGAAAAGUGCAUAUGCCAAUGAGAGAGAACUGCAUGUGCAACCAUGGCCAUGUGUGUAUGCGGGCGUAGGUUUUUCUGAGCUUGUGUGGAUCCAAGAAGGAGCGCUAAGAUUCCUUAUCCGCCUUUUAAAAGUUUAUACUAAUGUUUAAAACACUGAAGUGUCUUCUGAUAAAACAGCGCGACAAUCAAUACAUUUCUCUCUGUUUUCGGGAGCAAACCUCUGGCAGUAGACAGAGUUGAACUGCUUUUCAUGUCCUUAAUUUCACUGGGUUUCUUUUCUUUUAGCGGAUAUCACCAUAGAGCUCUUUCUUCUCUAAUUAUUUCUUACAUUUUGGGAAAUGCUUACUGAUGCCUUUUAAAACUGGAAAUCGCUGUAUUUUGAAGUGUGUUCUAUUAUAAUAUAUGUACAUACAUCAUAUAUCAUGUAUAUUUUUUACGCAUAUGACUUAAUCCACACCGUAACGAACUCAACUUUAACCCUUUGCAACAGUGUCGUCCUGCCACUCAACGAUACCCGCGUUAUCUUUUAUAAAAUGUGAACUGCAGCAUAUUAUUAGUGUAACUUAUACCGCCCCUAUAACCAUUAUUGUUACUGUGAAUGACUGCUCACACAGUUCACAUUUUUAGCAUACUGAAUAUUUUUAUUGGAAAUUAGAAAUUGUGAGGUUUUUUUUGUUUUUGUUUUUUACUUAUUUCUGUGUAAAGAGCUAUAAUUGUGUAGGAUUUGGAUGAUGUUCAUAAGAGGGGAGUGGCUGCGUGUCUUUUAAACUAUAUGCAUUUGUCCAGUAUUGAUAAAGGCUAUCAUUUUAAUGACUGAAUUAUAUGAAGAGUUUUUGUAGUUUGUGUAAGCAGUAAGAGAUUUCUAUUCUGUAAUGCGUCGAUCAUCUCAGCGUUAUCCUGGUCUUUGAGAAUAAAUAAAAGUACUAUACACUG
Haplochromis burtoni (Burton's mouthbrooder) is the source of this 2867-nucleotide messenger RNA. It is a transcript of the gene nherf1b, whose product is annotated as SLC9A3 regulator 1b. Gene Ontology annotation, molecular function: signaling receptor binding; protein-membrane adaptor activity. Gene Ontology annotation, cellular component: apical plasma membrane. Bases 440 to 1750 code for a protein of 436 amino acids. The transcript has 6 exons. The record is from RefSeq and is a predicted model, not a curated record. Gene Ontology annotation, biological process: protein localization to plasma membrane. NCBI's taxonomy places the organism in Eukaryota, Metazoa, Chordata, Actinopteri, Cichliformes, Cichlidae.